UUCAACACGAAAGGGAGGUAUGAGGAAGUUAACCCUUAUCUUAUAGAGGACAUUCUUGCUGUAAACACAUCUAUCCUGCAGCCUCCAUCUGCACAAUGUCACAGAGUUCAUCUGACUGCGAUAAUAAGACACGGCACGAGGUACCCGACGAGCAAAAACGUCAAGUGAUGCAGCAGCUCUACAACAUCGUCCUACACAAUGCCUCAGGUGAAGAGAGCUGGCUGCGUGAACUCCAGACCCAGUGGAGGAUGUGGUACACCGAGGACAUGGACGGACGACUCGUCCAGAAAGGUGUGAACGACCACAAGCAUCUGGCCGUCAGGCUGUCAAAGCUGUUCCCCUCACUGGUUUCAGAGGAGAAGCUCAGAGGAGGAUUCAUCAAAUUCAUAACCAGCUCAAAGCACAGGUGUGUCAACAGCACGCUGUCCUUCAAGGUGGGACUGACAGAGCUGUGGGGUAUUACAGAUAAGGAGUUUGACCACGCAGUGAACGAUGCUCUCAUGAGGUUUUUUGACAAGUGCACCAGGUUUGUGGAGGAAGUUCUUAACAACCCCUCAGCUCUGUCAGAGGUGGACAAGUUCAAACAGGGACCAGAGAUGAGGAGGGUCACGGAGAAGAUCGCAGACCGUCUCAGGGUCCCCUACAGUGACAUCACACAAGAUUUGACUGAGGCGGCAUUUUUCCUGUGUGGUUAUGAAUUUGCAAUUAAGGCAGUGAACUCCCCUUGGUGUCAACUCUUCGAUGAGGAUGAUGCAAAGGUUAUGGAAUAUGCAAGUGACCUGAGGGAAUUCUGGACAAGAGGCUAUGGUUACGAUAUCAGCAGAAAGUCGAGCUGCAUUCUCUUCCACGAUCUGUUUAACCGACUGAACAAAGCAGCCAACGAGAGCAAGUCAGGGCAACAGGUGACGGAGGCCGUUACAGUCCAGGUCGGCCAUGCAGACACCCUCCUGCCACUGCUCACCCUCCUGGGCUUCUUCAAGGACAGCGAUGCCCUGAAUUCCACCAACUACGCCACACAGGCCCAACGCUCCUUCCGCACCAGCCACAUGUUACCCUAUGCAGCUAACUUACUCCUGGUGCUAUACGACUGCGGGGGCGGCGACUUGAGGCUGCAACCGCUGCUCAACGAGAAGCCUGUGACUUUCCCCGGUUUGACCAGCCAGCAGGCCUCCAUGCCGCUCUAUGAAGACGUCAAAGAUAACUACAGGGAGCUGCUCCAAGGCUGUGACUUUGAGACUGAGUGUCAGCUGUUCAAGAGUCCUGCUUAAGUCAAAGCAGACAGGGGAGAUCCUGGAGAAGAGGCAUUACAGUGGCUUUAUUCUCUUUUUUCUGCUAAGCAGAACAAACAUAUGCUCCUACCAUGAAAAUGUUACUGGUUGAGUUUUUCUGAAUGUUCUGCUUUUGAAAUUUAAACAUGGAUGCUGUAACCAAACAUUUUUUCUGGAGGCACUUUCGUCUUGUGAAACACUGAAUUAAAAAUGUUUAAUAAUGACUAAAUGUA
Molecule: messenger RNA, 1501 nt
Organism: Anoplopoma fimbria (sablefish)
Lineage: Eukaryota; Metazoa; Chordata; Actinopteri; Perciformes; Anoplopomatidae
Product: multiple inositol polyphosphate phosphatase 1-like
Exons: 5
Coding region: 96-1268 (390 amino acids)
Molecular function (GO): acid phosphatase activity; inositol phosphate phosphatase activity
Source: RefSeq, a predicted model, not a curated record